AUGGAAAGAGACACAAGUGAUGAAAAUAAAGAAGACAAUAUGAAAGAUAAUAGUAACAACAGUAAUAACGGAAGCAACAGAAGCAGUGGUAACGACAACACUAAAAGUAAUAAUAGCGAAAGCAGAAAAAGCAGUAGUAACGAAAACAGUAAAAGCAGUAGUAGCGGAAGAAGCAAAAGCAGUAGUAACGGAAGCAGCAAUAGUUGUAGUAACGGAAGCAGUAAAAACAGCAGUAACGACAAAAUAGACGGAAAUUAUUUCUGUGAUAGAUCCCCCUCAAAUUGCAAUGAGGGGGAUGUUUUAGAUUCAAGAAACGAGUUCAAUAUAAACAAUGCAGACCCAGGAAAUUGCGAAAAAAUACAAAGAGACAAUAUAAAGUGCACAUACGCAAAUAAUCCACAAUGGAGCUACGAUAACAAGGUAUUUAGACAAAACUAUGACGUUAUUUCAUCUAAUGAAAUUAACGCGAAUAAUGUGAACAUGUGUUUCCCCAAUAAUGGCAUUAUGAAUUAUCAACAUAAAAUGAACGAUGGUAAUAACAAUUUAAUAAUACAAAGCCAUAUGGGUUACUUAGAUUCGAAUACACCAAAUUCUAACAAUGUCUAUAAUCUAAGUAAAGUUUAUAAUGAGCUUAAUUCAUUCGCUAUCAGGACAAGCACAACAGAUAACAAUUUACUAAACAUGAAUUCCACUUAUUUUAAUAAUGCAAUGAAGUGCUCAGAUUAUAACAAUUAUAACAAUUGCAUAUAUCACAGUGGCAUGCUAAAUACUAGUGCAUCAGAAAAUCAGAAAAAUAAUUCGAACAAUUCAAGUCCAUAUAAAAGUGAUUAUUUGAAAUUUAAUUUGAAUUCUCUAAAUUCUAUAUAUAAUAAUCUGAAUUUUUCUAAUAUAUCUAACUCCAAUAACGUAAAUUACAAUAUAUUUAAUAGUAAUGUAACAACACCAGUCUUGGAUCCAAUGAAUUAUAACAUGGUAAACAACUCGUGCAAUGUAAAAUACACAUCUAAUAUGUUCGAUUUUACACCAACAGAAAAUGUCAACUCAUUAAAAGCAAAGGAUUUUAAUAUUAACCAUUCCAAUAAGGCGUUUUUUCAGGAAUCUGAUUUAUCCAAUUAUUCCUACAGAAAUUUAAAAAAUGGAAACUUAUUAUCAAACUAUCCAACUCCCGUAUAUAAUGUAGUCUCAAACAAUGUUGAUCCUGGUAGAUACAUUUCUUCCAAUAAUAGCAAAUAUUCAAAUAAAAACAAUUUAAACAUUAAUGUUUUAAAUUGCAAGGAUUCUAAUUUACCUAAAGAACAAAUGAAUGCGUUAGUUUUAUCUGAUCCUGGCAUCUUUUGCAAAUAUAAGGCGGAAAUGUUAGCUAGGGGAAAUGCAAAUUAUGAAGAAGGGAUGACGAGGAAAAGAGUGGACAAAUCGAAUAGAGAGGGGACAUUUGUUAGAGAUGAAAAAUUGGAGCAAAUCGAAAAAUCAGAACGAGAACAGGAAAGAGAAAAUGACUUAAACAUAAGGAAAGAUGAACGGAGGGAUAAAAAAAAGAAAAUUGCACAUUUAAUGAGAAAUCAUUCUAGUACUCAAAAAAAAAAGCAUAAAAGCAAAGGAAAUUCACUGAAUAGAGACACAGAAUGUGUAAAUUCAAAAGAAGUGUUUUUUCAUCAAAACAAAGAGGAUUGUUAUGGUGGGGACAAAUUAAGAGAAAAUUACCAUAUAAGUGGAAGGAAAAAAGACUCAAAGAAGGACAAUUUCGGCGUGCUUAUAACAAAAAAUCACAAUAGUAGAAAAAGCCUAACAAAUGAAAAUCAGCUAUUGAUGGGUAAAGAACAGAAAUUCGAUUUUAAGAAAGAUAAAAACGAAUGCAGUUACAAAAAAGUUGAGAAGGAAAUAUCGUCAAAAAAUAGCAGUAAAAACCAAAUAGUUGUGAACAAAAGAAAUAGUCAAGUUUUGACAAAUAUAAUGAAUUUCCAAGGUCCAGAAAAAUAUAUAGAAGAUGAUAUGGAUCCCCAUAAAAAGAAAAAUAGCGCAAAGUACAUAAAAGAUGAUAAAAAUCCCGACAUAACUAAAUCAAACACGAUAAAAGAUAGAUUGAGAUCACGCACAGGAAAAGAACAUAUAGAAAAAAAUAAAUUAUUACACGAGAAUUUAAAUGGGAAAAAUCUGUCGAAAUAUGAUUUCCUCAUGAGCCGAAAUAUCCAUAUUAAUAAUGUUACUAUAGAAAAUAAAAAAGAGGGGAAAAAAAAAGUAACACUCAUGAAAAACUGUGAAGAAAAGAAUCACAAUUCUACACAAAUCCAGAACAAUAAUUUAACUGAAAAAAAAAGAAAGCAUAAAGACAUAAACCAAAACAAAAACACUGUAAAAGAUGAUCAAAUUGCAAUAGUGCUUCGAAAAAGUGAGAAAAAAAUGAAAAAAUUUGAGGACACCCCAAAAUUGGAUAAUAACAGAAUGUUAAAUAUUGUCGAGAAUGGCGCCAAGAAGGGUGAUUAUAAAAGCAAAAAAAAUGAAAAACUUAGGGAAAAUGAAGCACAGGUUGAUAAAGAAAAAACAGGGGAAAACAGAAAUUGCACCAAAUCACUAAAAAGGGAACAAGAAAAUGUUAGCAAUCAAGUAAAAGGAGAAGUAGAAAAAGAAGUGGAUCACGUUGGAAAGAGAGAAUAUGACAAAAAAAACGAAACAGAUGUGCUAAAAAUGGAAAAUCACAAACAGGAUGAUAAGAAUACUGAACAGAUGAAAAUAAAUGAAAAAGAGAAAAAGAUUAGGAAGGAGAAAAACGACACACAUGUUCCUGAACAGAAAAAUUCAUUAUUUCAUAAAAUGAAAAAAAAGAACAGUGUAGAAGGAACAGACAAAACAAAAGAGGGAGAAAGUAUAGGAAGUAAUUUGGAUAAGGAAGAUAAAAAUAAAGAGUUCUUGCAAGGAAAUUUCUCAGAAAAACAGACAACUGAUGCAGAAGAAAUUAUUCCCAUUAAAGAGAUCAAUACAACGAUUAGCAGUAGUGAAGGUGCUCAUGAACAAAAGGAGGAUCCUCUUCAAGCAAAUUUUCCACAGAAGGAAAUUUCCAUACUGAAAGAAUCUAACAACGAAACAGAUAAACCAGUUAACCACACAAGGCACGAAAAUAAAAUAAUUAUCCAAAUGAAAGAGUCAAGUAAGGGUGAAGACGAAAUGAUUGCAAAUGAUAAGAAAAUGCUCACGAAAGAAGGAGAUGCCUUUUUAGGAAGUGCAGAAGAAGAUAUUUUUCUAGAUGUACUCGAAGAGAAUAGCACAAAGGAGGAUAUAAUAAUAAAAAAAAAAGAGGAAUUAAAUGAUAAUAAACCAUGUGACAUAAAAAAAAGUUUCAUCGAUGAAGAGAAGAAAAAAAGAGUAAAGGACAUUAUGAAUUUAAGACUAAAUGCAUAUGCUAGUGAUGAAAAUCCUGUAAACAAUGUGGCAGAAUAUGUAGAGAUACAGAAUAAUGAGGAUGCAGAUAUAAAAAAAAAAAUUAGUGAUGAGAAAACAAAUAUAAUGGAUGAAAAGGAGGAUGCCAUUGAUAAAGACAGCUAUAAAAUUACUAAAUCAGUGAUUUAUCCAAAUGAUACUAGUAAUGCACAUGUAAAUUAUAAAAAAAAAAACAGUGUGAAAGAUGUAGCAAUAGAUUUAAAUUCAUCGUCAGCAGAAAAGGAUUAUUUAAUAAAUAAUGAGAAAAAAAAACUGUGGUCAAACUUAGGAUACAUUAGCUAUGUAGAUAAUUUUGUCGGGAAGGGUUCCUAUGGAAGCGUAAGAAAGGCUUUGUAUAAUGUUGACCAUAACAGUAAGGAUUUAAAAUUUUACAUUGACAAAAUAAAUAGUUUAGAAUUUGUGAAUCUAUUAAUACAGUGCACUGCCAACGGUAGUAGUACUACUAGUGGUAGCAGUAGUAGUAGUAAUAGCACCACUGGUAGCAAGCUGAAAAAUUUUUUAGAACAACACAAGGAAAAAGGAACAACUAACUUGGACCCAAAAGAGGCAUAUAAUAACUCUCACAAUAUGAAAAAACUGAGACCAAUUUCUUUCUCCAUAAAAAAUGCAAGCUCUUCCAUCAACGGUGUAAAAGAAGAAAAAAGUAGUGCUCAAAUUGAUAACAAUAAUUUUACAAUGAACGGGAAAGAACAAUUGACAAAUAAUUCAGAACACACAUUAGUGGGAAAUAAUAAAAAAGAAGGCCAAUGUUUUUGUUGCAACCAUAAAGGCCAUUUCGAAUUAGCCAUAAAAGAAAUUGAUGUCAAUCGAAAAGGGAAUGAAUUUCAAUUUGUAAGGGAACAGGAAUUGCUAUGUCAUUUUAAUAGCAAUGUUAUUAAACCUAUAAGCACAAAGGAUGGAAAUUUAAAAGAAAAACGAAAUUAUGAAAUAUUAAUGCAUUGCGCUAAUGGUGAUUUAAGAAAAUUACUUCAAAAUUUAAUAUUUCAUAGAAAAAAGGAAUAUGAAAAAAGAAAAAGAGUUAACAAAAUUUUAAAACUAAUACAUAUAAUUUUUGGGAAAAAAUACAAAUGUUACAAAAAUGAAGAUGAACACACUUGUGUAGGUUUAUGUCAUCAAAAAUUAAAAAAAAUAAAAAUGAAAUUAAAUAAUAAUGUAGUUGAAAUAGAACACCCCACCUUUGAUUUUAUAUAUGAUAACAUAAAAGUAUAUAAUUGUGGACUGACCGAAUCAGAAUGUAAAUUCCUCUUCUUCCAAAUAGUAAAUGGAAUUAGCUUCCUACAGACAUGUUAUCAAUCUAACAUGAUACGUUUGACAGAUAUUAAAUUGCAAAAUAUUUUGGUGUAUACAAAUGUACAUAAUAUAUAUAAUCCUUUGAAGUGGCAUUUGUGUAUAUCGGACUUUGGCUGUUCAGCAAUGGAAUAUGCAACUUUUCAUUUAGAAAAUUCUAAACAUUCUACAGAAAAUUAUAAAAACAUACUAAAUCAAUGGAAACAUCAGUUUAUUAAUCAGUUGUCUUCUUACUUUCAAGGAACGGUAUAUACCAUGGCACCGGAGGGAUUAUGUUAUGACUACAAGGGAAAUUUUAGACAAUCAAAAUAUAAUAAGCUGGUUCAUUUUUAUGAACAAAAUUUUGGCAAUAUUGAUGACAGAUUUCAGGAACUUCAAAAGUCUUCAGUAUGUGUUAAGAACUCAUUAAAUAAUUUUAAUAUUGUAAAUAUAAACUCAUCCACAAAUUUCUGUUUUCUGAGCAAAGAGGGAGAAGAAGAACAAGAAGAAGAAGAUGAACAACAACAGGAACAACAACAAAAACAAGAAGGAAAAGGUAAUAGUAUUAACGAUUCUAAAAAAGAAAAGGAGAAAAAGAAUGGCCAGAAUAAGAAAGAUAUUUCAAAAAGAAAAAAUUUAAAUCAUCAAAGAACCAAUGUGAAAAACAAAAACAACGAUGGAGUUAGUAACGAGAAAUAUGUGAAUAACGAAAGAAACAAAUCAAAUGGGAAAAUAAACUCUAAUGAAAACAACAAAAAGACAAAUAACAAUUCAACAGAAUAUCUUCCUUUCGAUGUAAGAUGUGACAGCUGGUCUUUAGGUAUCAUUCUAGCGGAUUUAGGGAAAUGUGGGAUCGGCUCUUAUGAAUAUAUUAUAUCAGAAAAAUCGAGCGAAAAUUGUAUUAACAAUGUGUGGAAAAACCAAAAUGUAGACUUGAAUAGCAUAAUACUGGCUGAUUUGAAUUUAUCAAAAGGUGAAGAAGUUUUUUAUUUAAAGUGCAUAAUGAAUUACUAUGACAUUGUCACUUUGGAAUGGGAUAACGAAUGCUUGGAGAAUGAGAAUUUAAAAAAGAAUGGAGAAACAAAGGACACAGGAAAUAGUUCGAAGGGUGAGGAUGCAAAUAACGAGAUGAGUGAUGAUGCAGAUGUUAAUGUGAAUGAUCAGCACAAUGAUUUCAAGAGUGACAACAUAAAUGAAAAUACAAACAUUUGCAAUAAUAACAAAUGUACGGAUAAAGGACAAAUAAAAAAAAUAAGCACCUCCAAACAGUCGGGUGGUAGAGAUAUCGGCUCGAGACGCUGUUCUAAGGACCUGAAAGAAAAGGAAACAUUACAUGCAGACAAUUCUAAUGAUUCAGGGAAGCAAAAUAAUAGAGGAAAUAAUUCAUCAAGAAAAAAUCAUCAUAAUAAGGACGAAGAAAAGAAUCAUAUGGAGAGUAACAACCGUGGAUAUGGGAAGAAAAAUAAAAGAAAUGACAAUAAUUUUAAUAACCUAGAAUUGUUUACAUCCCAUUAUAAGUUAUUCAUUUUAAAAUUCAAAGACUACAUAAAAAUUGACAAAGUUGCAUAUAUAAAAAAUGAGUUUGUGAAGUAUUAUAAAAUGAAUAAACACUUGAUGAAUAAAAAAAAUAUAGAAAAAAAAAUUUUGUUUUUGUUUUUAAUAAUUAAUAACAACUUGACAUACAAUUUUUACUAUGAACUUCAGUCUUUUUUUAGAAUUGAAUUAACAGUAAAGAACAUUGGUUCGGGUAUAUUCAAAUUUAGAAAUAAAAAAGAAAAGGAAAAAUAUUUACAGGACUUUAAAUUAAAUAUACAAAAAGAACAUAUGAAUGGAAAUAAGGAAUAUUGGCAUAGCAGAUUAACAAAUAAAUAUUUGGCUAUUAUUUUAAAAGAUGUAUGCCAUGAAAAUUUUUCUAAUAGAAAAAAAAAUAUAAAAAAGUGUUAUAAUAAAUUUGAAUAUCCCCUAAAUUAUAGUGAUGAUUACUGGAACUUAUUGACAGAUCUUUUGAAUUAUGUUCCAUAUGAAAGACUAUUAGCCUGUGAAAUUAUUGGCCAUGACUUUUUUUCAGAACCAAAUGAAAAAAUUAAAAAUAUCCCAAUUGCUGAAAAUGCCGAAGAUUAUGUGGACCUGCUUGACAAAAAGGAGUUUAUGAGUACCAUAUGGAAGAAUUAUAUACGAGAAAGGAAGGAGAAGAAAUAUAUCUGCAACCCCUUCCACGAAGAAUUCGAAACAGAAAAGGAAAUUGAAGCAGGCAUAGACUCCUCUGAUAAGGAAACGAAAUUGUAUGAAUUGGGUGGAGAUAAAAUGAACUCGCGCAAUUGUGUAGCAAAUGGAGGAGAAAAACGAGGUAGUACAGAAAAAGGAAAAGAAAAAGACAUGUCAAAAACAAAUAGAAUGUCAGCAAAUGAAAAAAAUUUCAAUCAACAAAAGAGAUUUAUAAUGACCCUAUAUGAUAUUAUCCUUAAAAAUGUGAAAAAUAGGUGCGAUUUUUGCGAUAGCAUAAGUGACUGUUUAAAUUAUAAAAACAUUUUAAAGAAGAUCGACAAACUGGAAAGUUGCGUUUUAAAUGUUAAAGACAAAUGUGAGAAAAAUAUAAAAAAUGGACUUAUAAAAAAGGAUGAUAUAAAAAAAAAAAAAUUUCUGUAUCCAAGUAACGUUUGUAAUAACGUGUAUUAUUUUCUAAAUGAAGCUUCCAUUUUUCUUGAGUUCACAAAUUUAGAUGUAUUUAUGAACAUGCAUUUACCAUUUGAGCAUUUGUACCUACCACUAUGUGAUGAAAAAACAGAUAAAAACAAAUUCCAAGUAAACUUUUUUUUCAAGCCAAUAUACUUUUAUUCAUUCCCAUAUAAAAUUAUACAUGCAUGGUAUACAGGCCCAUUGCAUAUCUAUUUGAAACACCCGAGUAUUCCUGAUUACAUAAAUCGUAUAUGUUUAAGGGAAUCAAAUAUUUUAAGAAGAAAAGAAAUUAUCUUUUGGUUUUGUGAAGACAUUAUUCUGAAAAGUGUAUCAAAAAUUAAAAAACUUUUAAAUUGUUCCAAUGAUUUUUUAUGCACACCAUAUGUGUCACAUAUAAUAGGAAAGCAGUUAAUAAUUAGAAAGCAAUACCUUUUAAAAUUACUUAAUGGGAAAAGUGCUAUUUAA
Plasmodium gonderi is the source of this 7839-nucleotide messenger RNA. Its product is annotated as protein kinase domain containing protein. The record is from RefSeq and is a predicted model, not a curated record. Gene Ontology annotation, biological process: protein phosphorylation. Lineage: Eukaryota; Apicomplexa; Aconoidasida; Haemosporida; Plasmodiidae. Gene Ontology annotation, molecular function: protein kinase activity; ATP binding. The coding region runs from base 1 to 7839 and encodes 2612 amino acids. The transcript has a single exon.